ACCACAGUGCCGUGUCGUGUCAGGCGGGGAUACGAGUCCAUACACUCGGAUAUUGUCUUACACGGAAACUUGGGCGGAUCCCUAAGGUGAUUAAUAAACUGUCGUGUCAAUUGACAUUACCCAUCCAUCAGCGCUAACAUGAAAAGCCACGAGUACAGCCCUGCAUGUAUCCCGCGGAGGGUAGCGAUCUUCCUCGCUGUGGUCGGGCUGUUUGUGGGCGCGGGGGUGAUCUUCCUGAAAACAUCGUCCGGCGCCUCGUCCUGGUCCCAGCUCUUCACACAGGAACAGCAGACGGCAGAGAAACUGGAAGACUCCAUCGCCGAGGUAAAAAAACUGGCGGACUCCAAGUUCGACUCCCUGCUGGCGUACGUCAAAGAGUGCAGCACUAUAAAGAACGGAGAAUCGAAACAGCUGAUGGAAUCGUUGAAGGAAACGUCGUUGAAAACGUUGAACGAUUUCCAGAUCAAGAUUAACGAGAUAAAAACGUACAGAGCCCCAGGUGUCGUGCAGCUUGAUGACGUGGACGACAGUGCAGCUCUAGGGUACCUGAAGGAUUUUAACACACGAUUCGGUGGCAACGCCCCCCUGACCGCUAACCCUGCUGACGUCACAACAAUCAAAACAUGGUGGGAGGCGGCGGCCAUGAUGGCCUCGUACAUGAACCCACCACCAAGAUACCAGUGUAAAAAUCUGGCCAAGAUUGGGAACUGGCCAGUUUGUCAGGAUGAGCCUUACGUGGUUAAAGCCCCUUGUCUGGUGUUUUCUUUUGGGAUCGACAACGACUUCAGCUUCGAUGACGCUCUAGGCGCACUUGGCUGUAACGUCAGUUCAUUUGAUCCCAGUAUGAAGAAAGAGACCCACGUACGGAGCCCGCAAGUGACCUUCUACAACAUGGGACUAGGCAGUGUCAACACCAACGGGUUCACCCCCAACAAGGAUGGAUAUGUCCAAGAUGCUCAAACCUGGCAGAUCCGAACCCUAAAGGGGUUCACUAAACACCUGGGGCUGGAGAACCGUGUGAUAGACGUCCUGAAAUUCGACAUCGAAUCCUACGAGUGGCAAGUCUUAGAUAACAUCAUAGAGACGGACAUGUUAAAGUACGUGCGGCAUUUGUUUAUCGAGUACCACUUGUUUCCAUCUAGACCUGCUAAGGAGGACUAUGUCAUGUAUUACAAGCUGAUGAGACACAUCAGACGUCUGGGGUUCAAAGAGUACAAUUAUGAGACCUGCUGUAUACAUCUAGAUAACAAGGAGAAGUUCAACUAUCAAAGUCACGUGAUGUACGUCAACACCAAAUUUGUCAAGAGUGACUGAGUCGAUGGCCAAGUGUGGGUGGCCCUGUGUGGUUUGCUAGGCGUGGAUGGCCUCUGUGUGGUGUGGUUGGCCAGUUAUUGAUGGCCCUUGUGUGGUUGGCUAAAUAGUUAUAGCUUCUGUGUGGUUGUCGAGUGGUUGGCCAGUUGUUGAUGUCCCUUGUGUGGUUGGCUAAAUGCUUAUAGCUUCUGUGUGGUUGUCGUGUGGUUGGCCAGUUAUUGAUGGCCCUUGUGUGGUUGUCUAAAUGCUUAUAGCUUCUGUGUGGUUGGCCAGAUGUGGAUGGCCUCGGUUUGGGUGACUUGGUGUAAAUAGCAAGUUUGUGAUUGGCCCUAUGUUGAUGGCCUUUGUGUGGUUAUCUAAGUAUUAAUGGCCUCUCUAUGGUUGACAUUGGUGUGGUUGGCUUGUUAUGGAUGGCGUUUUUGUGGUUGACAUGGUGUGGAUGACAACAUUGUGGUUGGCCAGUUGUGAAAACUAUCAGAUGGUUGUCCUAGAUCGGGAUGGCUACACUAUGGUUGAGAUUGAUGUGAAUUUGUCGAUGCAAUGUCGAUAACUAAACAUAGACGUGAGCCUUUUACUGCUGAGAUUUCUAUUUCAUGGACUCAUUCUUUUAAAACAAUGGUGUUUUAAUGUGUUUUUUAUCCACUGAACCACGUAACAAAUGAAGAUUUUGAUUAAAUAAACUAAAAAACAUCAGCACAGUGAAGAUUAAAGCGUGUCGCAGCUAUUAAAAGUUACACGUUUAUUUCACGUUCUUCUAAAACUGAUUUGUGGGAAACAUUCGCUGAUGGGGCUAGCUAAAGUGUUUGACAGGGAUAGCUACUGUGUACGCUGGAUAUCAAACCAAAAUCUGUGAUUCUCAAAUUUGAAUGGAAACUAUUUUACAGCAGUAAAUCCUGACACGAACAAUAUGCCCCGAGUUUGAUUGAUCAAAAGCUUUUUUUUUGUUCAGUCAAUGCAUUGGUUCAAAUUUUAUAUUCAUAUUUUCUAUAAUUCUGCAGCUUGUACAACUAUUUAUGGUUA
Physella acuta is the source of this 2331-nucleotide messenger RNA. RefSeq lists its product as uncharacterized. The record is from RefSeq and is a predicted model, not a curated record. NCBI's taxonomy places the organism in Eukaryota, Metazoa, Mollusca, Gastropoda, Physidae.